Daldinia childiae is the source of this 1503-nucleotide messenger RNA. Its product is annotated as FK506-binding protein 4. The record is from RefSeq and is a predicted model, not a curated record. Gene Ontology annotation, cellular component: chromatin; nucleolus. Gene Ontology annotation, molecular function: macrolide binding; peptidyl-prolyl cis-trans isomerase activity. Lineage: Eukaryota; Fungi; Ascomycota; Sordariomycetes; Xylariales; Hypoxylaceae. The coding region runs from base 1 to 1503 and encodes 500 amino acids. The transcript is spliced from 4 exons.
AUGCCUAUACUGCCUGUCGCCCUCUACGGGCUUGAGGUCCCGGCGCAAGGCAUCAUGGUUCCCGCUAUGCAGGAGGAGGUUAUCCAGGGUGCUUUUUCCAAAGUUGUAAGUACUAAUAUGGAAUCGAAUCUCAAGUAUCGCAUCACCAUGGCUGCUCUUGACCCCACUGAGGAGCCUGAAGCCGAUGAUGAGGGUAAUAUCCCCGCCGUCCCGCGUUCUACGCUUAAGCUCAUCCGCAAGCGACCUUCUCUCAACGGCGAGCUUGAUGACGAAUUCUUAAACCAGUUCAUGGGCGGCGAUGAUUCGGAUUCGGAUGACGACGAAGAAGAUUCGGAUGAAGAGGCUAAUGGCGGCCCAAGUGAUCCUUCCAAGUCGAAGAAGGCCCGGCGCGAGGCUGCUAUGCAAAAACUCAUCCAAGCUGUCCAAGAAGAAGAAGACUCGGACGAGGAGAUGGAGGAUGAUGAUUCCAAGCCCAAGCUGAAGGCCAAUGGUGUCGCUAAGGCCACCAAGAAGGGCAAGAAGGGAAAGGAACCCGCUACUUCCAGUGAUGACGAGGAUGACGACGAGAGCAUCGAUUCUACUACCCUAGAUCUCGAGGAGCUUGUCGUUUGUACCCUUGAUACCGAACGCAACUACCAACAACCCCUUGACAUCACCAUUGGAGCCGACGAGGAAGUUUUCUUCGUUGUCAAGGGUACUCACACCAUUCACUUGACUGGUAACUACGUUGUCGAUUCUGACGAUGUCUCCGAUGAGGAAGACGAGGACGAUGAUGACUACGGCAUGGGCAUCGAAGAGUAUGGCUCUGAUGACUCUGAGGUAGAUGAGCUCGAUAAUCUCCAAGACCCUCGUGUUACAGAGGUUGACACCGACGAAGAGGAUGCCCCUAAACUGGUAGCUGCCGGGACCAAGAAGGGCAAGAACAAGCGUCCUGCCGAGGAAGCGGAGAGCCUUGAUAGCCUGAUAGCCAAGGCUGAGGAGACCAAGUUGAGCAAGAAGCAGCAGAAAAAGCUGAAGAACAACAAGGGUGAGCCUGUUGGUGUUAAGGAGGAUGCCAAGGCCGAACCCACCAAAGACGCUUCCACCAAGGGUGAUAAGAAAGUCCAGUUCGCCAAGAACCUAGAACAAGGCCCCACUGGUUCGACUGCCGCCGAGAAGGGCGCUACCCCCGGCGUAAAGGUUGUUCAGGGCGUCACCGUUGACGACCGCAAGAUUGGAUCUGGCCGCGUCGCAAAGAAGGGUAACAAGGUUGAAGUCCGAUAUAUCGGCAAACUUCUGGAUGGAAAGGUUUUCGAUGCCAACAAGAAGGGAAAGCCCUUCAGCUUCUCCGUAGGAAAGGGAGAGGUCAUUAAGGGUUGGGACAUUGGAAUCCAAGGCAUGGCCAUUGGUGGCGAACGCCGACUGACUAUCCCUGCUCACCUCGCGUACGGAAGCAAAGCGCAACCCGGCAUUCCUGGCAACAGCACAUUGGUGUUUGACAUCAAGCUAAUGAACAUAAAAUAA